GUUCUAUACUUCUUUGGUUACUAGAGAAGGCUCGUUGGAGAAAGAAGCGAAUGGUGCCGACUUUGACAAGCACUUGAGCCUCGUCGCAGCAACAAAGGCUCAACGGCGGCGCUCCGCCCCAGUAAAACGGCUCACCCUUGCAUACUUUCAACCGGAUGAACCGGAUAGAGAUUUCGUCAUGACCACUCUGUGCCGUGUCCUUUGCCUCCUCCCGCGUCUGUGUCGGAGCGGACUGCUUGCCGGGGCUCUUGGAUUCCGCGAAAGCACGGAUGAUACAUUUAAAUCUGGCUGGGACACUUUCGCUUUGCCGCCGCAUGGAGCGAUUUGCCCGGGCCCUGGCAGCGUGCACGGAAAUACGAUCGCUGAGCCUUGCUGCCGGCCGUAUGGACAAAGUGCUUGUCAAGGCCGUAUCUUGCCUUCCGCGUCUCGAGGCUCUGGAUGUGAGCGGCACGAUUUUCGACGACGAUCAGUUGGAGCUUGUGCUUUCCUCCUGUAGCCGAAUAAACACUCUCAUCGUCGACGGCUGCAAUACCCUUACCAGCCGCGCCAUCGAUCUAAUCGCCGCGUAUGGCGGGUCGUUCACAGCACUGUCUGUCGCCAACUGCAACGGCAGCGUUACCGAUUACAGUCUCCAAAAACUCGCAAAAUCGCACCACGCAAGAACUCUCACCCGACUCGUGCUUCGCAAUAACACCCAUGUAUAUGAUUAUGCGCUGCAAAUAUUCGGCCGCUUCAUUCGCCGCCUCGAAGUGCUGGAUCUCGGCGGAUGUCGUGAUGUAACGGCCCCCGGGCUCUUAUCCUUCCUCCAGGGAAUUCCGGAGCAAUCUCUUCCCCUCACCCGCACUCCUUGCUCGUCUUCAUUGGAAAUCGCUCACCCAGCGUCGCACUUCAACUCCUGGGAAUCCCCCGCCGGCACGCAGUUCACCAUGCAGCAGUACCCUACCCUGCGAGCCCUUAACCUAACCAAUCUCGGCUCAUCAUUCACCCGCGCCGCCAUGCACGCCAUCUUGCACGCUUGCCCGAAGCUGACCACGGUGAUGAUCCCUGAGCAUGUGCGCGGCAACGCUCGGACGGAGGUUAUGAGGAGAUGUCAUCACAGUGGGAAUGAGGCAUCGUGUGGCAAUUCGCUGUUGUUUCAAGGGUCGUCGUGGUUGCGUCGUGGAGAGAUCGAGUCGGCGCCGAGGCCGGCCGUGCUGGCCGAUGGGGGAGCGGGGGAUGAUGCGGUGGCGAUGGUGCCCUGAAAGUCCUCGGCAUUCGUUCGUCAUCUGAUCAAACGUUGCGCUACUUGUACGGGGAAAUCGGAUUUGGAACUCGGGGCGAUUUGAUAUCUUCAUCGGCUCGAGAUUGGAAAAGAAAGUUGGGAAGUUGGAAAGUGGAGGGAAGUUUACGGCGUUUUCGGAUAGAGGCACACAUCUACAUUCUAUCAGGGCGUAUGCGGAAUCGAGAGAAAUAGUGUCCGAGCUUCAUAAUUGUACCAAUGUUUGUACUAUGAAGUGCGUAGGCAAUGCCCAUUGUCAUCAAUUUGAAUAGAAACCCAGUUUUCAAACGCAGGAUAGAGGAAGAUCCUUU
Fimicolochytrium jonesii is the source of this 1569-nucleotide messenger RNA. RefSeq lists its product as uncharacterized. Gene Ontology annotation, cellular component: SCF ubiquitin ligase complex. The record is from RefSeq and is a predicted model, not a curated record. The transcript is spliced from 2 exons. The coding region runs from base 270 to 1241 and encodes 323 amino acids. Gene Ontology annotation, biological process: SCF-dependent proteasomal ubiquitin-dependent protein catabolic process. NCBI's taxonomy places the organism in Eukaryota, Fungi, Chytridiomycota, Chytridiomycetes, Spizellomycetales, Powellomycetaceae.